Molecule: messenger RNA, 2994 nt
Organism: Toxotes jaculatrix (banded archerfish)
Lineage: Eukaryota; Metazoa; Chordata; Actinopteri; Toxotidae
Product: zinc finger BED domain-containing protein 4-like
Exons: 5
Coding region: 236-2158 (640 amino acids)
Molecular function (GO): protein dimerization activity; DNA binding
Source: RefSeq, a predicted model, not a curated record
UAAGAGAGUAUCUGAAUCAGAAAAAAAAAAAAAGAAAAAAAACAGCUGUUGACAAAGAGUUGUACGCAAGUCACUCACUAUAAAUACUUACAGAUUUAGUAGAGCGUGCUGAGCGGCGUUUCGGGAGAUCGGAUACGUCUGCCGGAGUGUGCGGACAAGACAGCGGGGACGAGGAUUUUGCGCCGACCGUCCGUCCGUCUAAAAAGCCUUUGAGACUCCGCCGUGUUAAGUAGUGAUGGGACGAGCGACACUGGUGCAUCAGCACUGUGCCGAGAGCUCAAGAGGGAAACCUCGUAUCGGUGCGUGUAUUGCUUUAAGAAAGAAUCACGUGACCGAUACAGGAACUGUAUCGUUUGGAUGUGCCGCGCCAAAGUGUGUUUAUCAGGAAACAAACUGUAUCAACAUGUCGUGGGUUUGUCGGAUGGAGUUUUGCUUGAUCAUGGAUCGUUCUAGGAAGUUUUCCCCGGUGUGGAAUAAUUUUGAUCUCGUGACGCCAAACAAGGUGAAGUGUCGGCUCUGCUCUACAGAGCUAUCUUAUAUCAAUAAGAGCACUUCAUCAAUGCUGAGGCAUUAUAGAGCUCGGCAUGGCAAUGAAGAAUUGGCAGAUACUCGUGAGAGUACCCCAGUUCCUAACAAGCAAGCAGUGGAUGAGGCAGUGGUCAAUAUGAUCAUCAAAGACUGUCAGCCACUCAGCUUUGUUGAAAAUGAGGGAUUCAGGGAGCUCCUGAAGCUUAUUCUACCCUCGUAUGCUCUACCAAGCAGGAAGACCAUCAAGGACUUGGUGAGCCAGAGAUAUGAGGAGGAAAAGGAGAAAACCAAAAAGGACCUCCAGAGUGCCGUUGCUGUUACUUUAACAGCUGAUAUGUGGACGUCUAUGAAUAUGGAGGCAUAUCUAGCUGUUACUGGCCACUAUGUGGACAAAGAAAGCCAUGAACUCCAUUCAUCAGUCUUGGCAGUGCAGCAUUUUCCUCAGAAACACACUGCAGAAAACAUUGCCACGGUUAAAAGGAGCCUCAUGGAGGAGUGGGGCAUAGCAGGAAAGGUCAGGUGUCUUGUCACUGAUGCAGCAGCAAACAUGACUGCAUGUGCUCGAAUGCUGCAAAUAUGGCAUACCAUUUGUAUAGCCCAUUCCCUGAAUUUAAUUGUGAGAAAAUCAUGUGAUCAAAUCCCAACAAUAACUGAAAUACGCAACAAAACACGACACAUUGUGACAUACUUUCGAUCGAGCGUGACUGCUAAAGAGAAGCUCACUCAAAUACAGCAACAGCUGGGAACACCGGGCCAUAAAUUAAUAAACGAGGUGCCAACACGAUGGAACAGUACCUACCAAAUGUUUGAAAGAAUGACUGAGCAGAAGGAGGCAGUCUGGGUGUCACUGGCCUCAUUAAAACCUGACAUCACUCCACUGACUCCAGAAGAAUGUCAGAUCAUUGAAGAGAUGCUCAGGGUUCUUGCUCCUUUUGACCAAGCUACAAGAGAACUGUCUGAGGAAAAAAGGGUCUCUGGGUCUAAGGUCAUUCCCAUGAUGAGAAUGCUCCACAUUGAGCUUCAACGUCAGGCCACAACAGUGACAAAAACAGCUGCUCAGCAACUGGCUGAAAACCUGAGGAAGCGGCUAACUGACGCUAUUUGCGGCAUGGAAUCUCUCAGUGUGAUGACUCUGGCAACUCUGUUAGAUCCCAGAUUUAAAAAGAAUGGAUUUGUUAGUCAGCAAAAGGCAAGUGAAGCGGUGAAGAGACUGCAGUCAGAAUGUGCAGAAGAAAUGAGGAGCCAAGAGCCUGACCCAAGAGAAGAAGAGCCUAGCUCUUCACAUGGGUCAGAACCCAGUUCAGGGCACAAUCUCUGGAAAACUUUAGAUAUGGAGGUUGCAGAGACCCAGAAGACGAGGAACGCAACAGCUGACUCCAUUAUUGAAGUCCAACGCUACCUGGCAGAAACAAACACACCCAGAAACCAAGAUCCUUUGCAAUAUUGGAAAUGGAACCAGAAAAUAUACCCACAUCUUCAUCAACUUGCACUUAAAACUCUCUGCUCACCAUCAUCGUCUGUACCAUGCGAAAGAGUAUUUUCCAAGGCUGGGGAGCUGGUGUGUAAGAGGAGAAAUCGCCUUGGAGCAAAGACACUCCAAAAACUUUUGUUUCUCAAUAAAAAUUCAUGAACUAAUCACUUUUUUGUCUUUUAUUUCAUAUGAUUUAACAGUUAAGUUGACAAAUGUGCACAUAAGUUAAAAAAUUGUAACUCUGAAUUUUUACUCUAAUUUGCUAUAUUUUACAUACCAACUCAGUUUUAGCAUUUACACGAACAAGGAAUUUCUUUACCUGCAAUGAUUUUAUAACUACUGCAGGGGUCACUAUUGGGUGACCAACACAGUAUCAAUACAGUGCCGACACAGUUUGUUUAGUGUGUCAAUACACUCCUUGAGGUAUCAUCGUCCCAUCACUAGUGUUAAGCGCCCGCAUCAGACCGAUCUCGGAACGGAGCGGGCCUCCGAAAGUAUCCGUCCUGAAGUUCCGGAAAAACAGGACGCUCCUGCUGUAACGGGUAAGUCUUUGGUUUUAUUUUUUAAAUGUAUUUUUUCAAAAACUAAAAGAGACGCUGCUUACGGCUCGCCUCCUUAUUUCUACCGUGCUCAAACUUUGAAAUGAAUGCCGGCAAGGAAGUGAGGUCAGGCGUGGGGGUGUGCCGGUUAGAAUCUUCCGCUAAUGUUUAGAGAGCAGCGCCGCCCUAGAGGCCGGCGGAGUACUGUGUAACUUAAUGAGAAUACAUUUAAAGAGUAAUUCCUGCGUAUAUAUUUUUAAAAGUAAAUGAAUUCAAAUAAUGAUUCAAUUAUUGUGUGUGUGUGUGUGUCCACAGAAUUUCAACCAGUGCCUCUUAAGCAUUUGCCUCCUGAAAACAUCUCAUCAAUUCAAUUCAAUUCAAUUCAAUUUUAUUUAUAUAGCGCCUUCCACAAUCAAAAUUGUCUCAAAGCGCUUUACAGAGACCCAGAGCCUGACC